This is a messenger RNA of Uloborus diversus, 1638 nucleotides long. RefSeq lists its product as uncharacterized. The transcript has 10 exons. NCBI's taxonomy places the organism in Eukaryota, Metazoa, Arthropoda, Arachnida, Araneae, Uloboridae. The record is from RefSeq and is a predicted model, not a curated record. The coding region runs from base 1 to 1638 and encodes 545 amino acids.
AUGCCAGAAAAGGGCAUGGAAGACACAGAUGCUUUAAAUAGUGAUUUAACUGAAUCAGCUGGGACAGAAUGGGUAAACUUACUUCAAUUGAAAAAAUCCGAUCGUUUCGGAAUGGGUUGGUGGGACCCUGAGCCGUGGCUUGGGGAGCCUCAACCCCCGGCCCCUCUGAUGCCACCUGUUCGUCCGGGGCCUCCCAAGCCUCCCGCGCCCUUGGAUCAAGCUCGUCCACCUGCGCCCUUAGUCCAGCCUCCAGCACCCAUCCAGAAUAGCCAUCAUGGAACGAAUUCGAUCGACCACGAUCACGUGACACGUGGUGGAGUGCAUGCUGAAGAUAUCAACUGUGUGCGAUCGAACGGUGUUACACUUUUGUCUGCUGUUCUAAUUCCACCUCCGGAAUAUGCCUCCCAACCAGUGUUCGAAGACGCAAGUGGACCCAAUUAUUCUCCAGCAGACUGCGCCAUGAGGCCCAACGAAGUCCAGGGCUACCCUUCAAGGCUAACCUUUGCCAUGUACGUCCAGCACUUCCAGAAGUGUGGAGUUCGCGUGCAGCAAGGUUCAGACGGAAAGGAAUGGAUAUCUGUCACAUUACGCUUUCCUUACAUGGAGGGGCUGCGCAUGGCCGAGGAUGAAUAUGUAAUGGUGAUGUGCAAGCCACAGGACCGCGUAGCAACUACACAUCACGUGGUGGACAUACGUGGAACAGCUUCGGAGGGACGAUCCAUGCAGACGAAAAAGGUUUUCCGGAGCAACACCCGUGACGUAGCUUGCCGGAUGUCCCUCAUGUCCAAAGCUCAAGGCAGCCGCAGUUUCAACAAAGAGAUGAAAUCUGGGGCCAUGGUGCGAGUAGGACAGGAUCUGCAAAUCAGAGGAAUUGUGAAAGAAGGAGAUGGUUGGAACUACGCAAUGUUGAAAGACGUAAUCAUAUCUCGAGUGCCUGGUAACAAAGUACUCGCCAGUCCUCGUACGUUUCCUUCCAGCAGCUUGGAUCUCUUGGGCAACGGUGUGGAUGUUGGCGAAGUGUACAGAGAUAACAGACCCGUUAAAGUUGCUGACUCGGCAUCGCACGAUUUGGCUCAGCUGGUGUUCAGCGACGGAUGCCGCAAUCCUUCUUAUCGUCCUGUCGCCCCUUUUCAUCCUCAGAGGGACCCCAAGAAUCCUUUGUCCGUCAGUUUCACCUUCAAGGCGUUCAUGUUUCAAGACAUGCUGGAUGGAGAAUCUUUACGGUUGUCUGCACAAGUCGUCGCUUGCUCUGAACUUGCUGAUUGUCAACAACUCUUCUGCGACGGCCAGAGGGGUCUCGGAAGGAGAAAACGCAACACGUAUGACAACUCAUCAGUGCUGGACAUCAGCAGCAAUGUGAGGAACUUCAGCGAGGAUUUUCAGCUGGUCGUUUCGAUGGGAGGAUAUUCAAAAACUGCGAUUGCCUCAACUGAUACUGAUGAGAAUUUACAGAUGAAUUCUUUAUCUGCAAAUUGUAAACUGAUGUUAAUUUCGGUUUCCAGCGCAGCUCUGUUAUUCAGUCUGAUAACUACUUCUGUAGCAGCUAUUGCAAUCGGCAGCAAAAGAAAAGGCCUGAUGGCGCCAAAUAAAAAUUUUGCUCCUCCUCCACGUCAGAGAAUGGCCAAUGCUAUUUCAUAA